AUGGGCAGGCAAACAGAAAUUAAAAGAAUAGAGAAUGAGCUAGUUGGGGAAAAGCCGUGGUUUGAGAAGGGAGAGGUCUCUGUUAAGGAGCGGCCAAAAAACUCUCUCUUGCAGGAGGAAGACUGCGACUCCGAUGAGUUUGUAAAAAACAUUGAGUUUAUUCGGAGCCGGGCAACGCUAAAAAUAGAGGACACCGUGGAUGUAAUGAUAGAGCGAGUGGUGAAAGAUCUGAUCAAAAAGAAGGAGUAUUCAAACCCUAGAAAGGUCACAGCAAAGACGGAGAAGGAGGCAAUGCCGGUCUCAGAGCAGGGCUUGAAGGAGGAGAGCAAGGCUGUCCACGACAUCCUGGACGGGCGCCGAACGGAAAACGACAAGUUUAUGAACCCAAACGAGAUGAUAAAGCUGUUCAACGAAAUAGACUCGGAGCUUGCUGCAAUAUCAGACAAAUCUUACACAAUAACCAGACCCAUGGCCACGACAGACAAUUAA
Messenger RNA from Nematocida major, 489 nucleotides. RefSeq lists its product as uncharacterized. Gene Ontology annotation, cellular component: sno(s)RNA-containing ribonucleoprotein complex; Mpp10 complex; nucleus. The record is from RefSeq and is a predicted model, not a curated record. Gene Ontology annotation, biological process: rRNA processing. Bases 1 to 489 code for a protein of 162 amino acids. NCBI's taxonomy places the organism in Eukaryota, Fungi, Microsporidia. The transcript has a single exon.